AUUGGUAAAUAUUAAACUAACUUAGAUUUACCGAAGAAGCGUUCACCUCUACUUGACCUUCCACAAUACUACACUAUAUGUAUUAUAUUUAGUAUAGAGUCGCAGAAAUAUACAUUGUACCCGAUAGAUCAACUUAGACAUUCGGAAACUCCAAUUAUACCUUUUUACGUAAUACACCAAUGAAACAUAACGAGAAACCUAUAUAAGGUAGAUCCACAAGAAAAUCAGUGCGGCAUCCACCAACACAAGAACAGAAUGCGGGUCGCCCUUGUCGUUCUGGUUCUCGCCUCUAUGGCGGGAAGUUUAUUAGCAGCAGGGUAUGGAAAAGGUUAUGGCGGAUAUAGUGGUGGCUAUGGGGGUGUAUACAGCAACGGUGGUGGUAAUUAUGGUUACGGCGGUGGUAACUAUGGUUACGGGGGCGGAAACGCUGGAUACGGUGGUUAUGGCGGUAAAGGCUAUAGUGGUUAUGGUGGUAAGGGGUAUGGUGGUUAUGGCGGUUACAGUUAUGGCGGCUACGGUGGCCAAGGGUAUAGUGGUUAUGGUGGUCAGAGCUAUGGUGGUUACGGCGGUCAUGGAAAGGGAAUGGGAUAUAAUAAUCUAGCAACUUAUAUCCCUACCCCAGUGGAAGUUCCAAUCCAGUAUAAUUUCCAACAACCGAAUUCUGUGAAUUAUAACUGGCUGUGGGUUGGUUUAGGAGUUCUUGGUCUGGCUCUGGCUAUCCGGAACGAUUGAAAUAUCAAAAUUUCCGUUCUUUCUUCAAUGUAUAUAGGAACUUGUCAAUAUGCUGUGAUACGUCUGGUCGUCAACUACCAAAGCCCCCGUUACUUUUAUUUAUUAUAAUAUUAAACAGAUUGCAAAUGGU
Mytilus trossulus (common blue mussel) is the source of this 862-nucleotide messenger RNA. Its product is annotated as keratin-associated protein 19-2-like. The record is from RefSeq and is a predicted model, not a curated record. Lineage: Eukaryota; Metazoa; Mollusca; Bivalvia; Mytilida; Mytilidae. The transcript is spliced from 4 exons. Bases 256 to 732 code for a protein of 158 amino acids.